GUCACAUGUCAUUUAUCAGCUGUCAAUAGUGUCAAUUAGAGUUUGUUUUGGUUUGGAGGGUGUAGACGAUUUUUAUAUUGAAAAUUAAAUCCGUAAUCAUCCAAUACUUGAAAAAAUAUAUUUCUUAAAAUUAUUAACCAUUUCAAUAAUUAAACAUGACUGCUCCUACUGCUGGUGGUGAUUCAAACAGGGGGAGAACACUAGCGUAUAAAGAUAAAAGUAAACCUGCUGAUGUAAGAACCAGCAACAUAAAUGCCGCAAAAGCUGUUUGUGAUGCAAUUCGAACAAGUUUGGGUCCCAGAGGAAUGGAUAAAAUGAUCCAGUCUGGAAAUGGAGAAGUAACUAUUACCAAUGAUGGGGCCACAAUAUUGAAGCAAAUUAAUGUUAUACAUCCUGCUGCCAAGAUGUUGGUUGAGUUGUCAAGGGCCCAAGACAUAGAAGCUGGAGAUGGUACUACAUCCGUUGUCGUUAUUGCUGGAGCAUUAUUAGAUGCCGCAGAGAAGUUGCUACAUCGUGGAAUCCAUCCCACUGCAAUUUCUGAGUCAUUCCAAAGAGCAGCAGUGCUAGCUCUUGAGAUAUUGAAUGAAAUUUCAACUCCUGUUGAGAUUACAAACAGAGAAGAACUGAUAAAGAGUGCCUCAACUUCUCUCAACUCCAAAGUUGUGUCACAACAGUCCAGCCAUUUAGGGCCUUUGGCAGUAGAUGCAGUACUCAGAAUAGUAGAACCUGGACGCGAGCAGGCUUGUAAUCUUAACGAUAUCAAAGUUAUCAAGCAAUUAGGGGGAACUGUAGAAGACACAGAGUUAGUCGAAGGAAUCGUGUUCCCUCAGAGAUCUUCAAAUGUUUCUGGGCCAAAACGUAUUGAAAAAGCUAAGAUUGGAUUCAUCCAGUUCUGCAUUUCACCUCCCAAAACAGACAUGGACCACAACGUUAUUGUGUCAGACUACGCUGCAAUGGAUAGAGUUCUGAAAGAAGAAAGAGCUUACAUUCUGAAUAUCGUUAAACAAAUUAAGAAAGCUGGAUGCAACGUUCUUCUGGUAAUAAUAUUCUUUAUUAACAUCAGUGCACCAUAUCGGAUGAGGAUUUUAUUUGGAGCACAUGUAUUUUUUUAAGUUGGCUAAUCUGUU
Leptinotarsa decemlineata (Colorado potato beetle) is the source of this 1127-nucleotide messenger RNA. It is a transcript of the gene CCT4, whose product is annotated as Chaperonin containing TCP1 subunit 4. Lineage: Eukaryota; Metazoa; Arthropoda; Insecta; Coleoptera; Chrysomelidae. Gene Ontology annotation, molecular function: ATP-dependent protein folding chaperone; ATP binding; ATP hydrolysis activity. Gene Ontology annotation, biological process: protein folding. The record is from RefSeq and is a predicted model, not a curated record.